GUAGACUCUUAAGAAGACUGAAGGAACCAUGGGCUUAAGGAAUGAAGCUUUUCCCAAUCCACAAAGGAACAGAUGAUAUUGUAUGCGACGGAAACGAAUAGUGUUCCAACAGGAACUCCAAGCCAAAUUCCUACCAGUCUCAAGCCCACCACAUGUGAGAAUAUGUAAGCUAGAGGAACUGAGAAUACCCAAAAUCCUACUAGAGUAAGCCAACUGGCAUACUUUUGGUAGCCAAUAGCUCUGACAGUUCCAGAAGUUACUGUUUGUAAGUUAUCGAAAAACAACAUGAGAGAAAAAUAUGGGACUAUGCUGACCACCAACUUGACAACGUUGAGUUCUUGAGUAUAAAUG
Molecule: messenger RNA, 351 nt
Organism: Moneuplotes crassus
Lineage: Eukaryota; Ciliophora; Spirotrichea; Euplotida; Euplotidae
Source: the annotation of a GenBank genome assembly